UGCCGCAAAGCACGUGGAGCCCUGGGUGUGCUGGGGCAGCUGGAGGCUCUUCUCCGGGCGAGCCGGUUCCUCCCCGCUGUCAGGCAGCUUUGGGGGGCGCCGUUGAGCGCUCAGGAUGGCGACCCCUGCCCGCUCCCAGGGGCCUCGGGCCGUCUGUGCACCGUGAGCAGGACGGAGCCACCCGAUUGAUUUCCUACUCCAGUGUCUGACACACCUUAGCGGGCGCCCUGGAUAGAGUGGGUUGCUGAAGGUGGAAAUCCUGUCUCAAGUGAGAUUGGAGCGGGUGGAUGCAGAUGUGACUCCUGCCCUGGGCUGCGCUCCCAGCAUGGCUGACACCAUCUUCAGCAGUGGAAAUGAUCAGUGGGUUUGCCCCAAUGAUCGGCAGCUUGCUCUGCGAGCCAAGCUGCAGACGGGCUGGUCUGUGCACACCUACCAGACGGAGAAGCAGAGGAGGAGCCAGUGCCUGAGCCCCGAAGAGCUGGAGGUCAUCCUUCAGGUCAUCCAGAGAGCAGAGCGGCUGGACAUCCUGGAGCAGCAGCGGAUUGGGCGGCUGGUGGAGCGGCUGGAGACCAUGCAGCGGAACGUGCUGGGCAACGGCCUCUCCCAGUGUCUGCUGUGCGGGGAGACGCUGGGCUUCCUGGGCAGCUCCUCCGUGUUCUGCAAAGACUGCAGGAAGAAAGUCUGCACCAAAUGCGGAAUCGAGGCCUCCCCUGGCCAGAAGCGGCCCCUGUGGCUGUGUAAGAUCUGCAGUGAGCAAAGAGAGGUCUGGAAGAGGUCAGGGGCCUGGUUCUACAAAGGGCUCCCCAAGUACAUCUUGCCCCUCAAGACUCCUGGCCGGGCUGAUGACCCUCACUUCCGACCUCUGCCUGUGGAGCCCAUAGAACCACGGCCUCAGAGUGCUGAAGCCAGCCGCAUCUACACAUGGGCCCGAGGGAGAGUGGUUUCUAGUGACAGUGACUCGGAUCUCAGCUCCUCCAGCCAGGAGGAGAAACCCAUGCCCACUGGGGUCAAGGGCACAAAAGGUGACAAGCCUAGAGGGGACUCAGGGGGCAGCAUGGAGUCACCCCGGUUGGGGCCUGCCCGCCCACCCAGCCAUCUUUCGGGCAGCCAGAGCAGCCUGGCCAGCGAGAGUGGGGCAGGUGCUGCAGACCCGCCGGGAGGCACCCCACCACGGCUUGAGCCCAGGGUACCCGGCAAAAGACAUACACGCACAACUUCCCGCUACUGACGUGGCUGGCUGGCAUCCCUAGGCUGAGGCAGAUUCUCCAGAAGAAGAUUAAGAGCAAAGAUGGACAGGGUGCCAGGCUCCUCUCUGAAGGUUCUUGAGGCCUCAAAAGCACCCUACUGGCCUUGACCAACUCAACAAACCAGUAUUUGGGGACCAAGUAUGCUUGCCCCCACCCAGUAGUGCCUUGCUUCCCCUGGGCAGAAAGUCUCCUAUCUGCCACUUCACUCAGCACCCCCCUUUAUUUAUUGCCCCCCACCCGUCCCAUUUAUUCCCAUGUUUUGAUUUGCUUGGGUCUUGGGCUGGGCUGGAAGGGCCUUCCUGUAUGCACUGAAGUUUUGGUGGGGCCACACGGGGCUUUCUUUGUACCAAUGCUGAGAACUCUAGCCCUGAGUAUGACCCUGAAGAGCUGAACACCUCCUAGCUUGAGCCUGGAGCACCCACGCCUUUCCCCUCCUUCACUGAUGGAGGCCUAAGCAUCGCCCUGUCUACCCCAGGCUAGCCCGGGGGCUGGGUUCAACCAGCCCUGAUGAUUCCCUGAAGCCCCUGUUGUUCUACAGCUUUUUGCUCCACCCAGGCUCCCAGCUCCCCUAAGACAUUUAAAACACUUUUCACUCUUCAGUGGAAAACAAGGCUCCCAUCCUCCCUCAUGCUCACUGGCCCAGCCUGGGAGCUUCGAAUUCUCAAACCAGAGAAGGCAUGAAAAAUACUCAAAAUACAGAUGCUUUGGGAAACCCUCUCCCUGGGUGAGGUGCUGUGGGUCCAUGUCCUUCCUCCCUCUUAGUCUAGUUCAUCCUCCCCCACCACCCUCCCUUCAUCCGUGGAGGGCUUUCUCCCCAAGGCCGUUAUUAGCCUUUGCCAUUGCUGCUGGCAGAGGACAAACUCACCAUUUCCCUGUGAUAUGUAAUACUUCAGCAUUAAAAUAAUAAACGUGAAAACGUUCA
Psammomys obesus (fat sand rat) is the source of this 2169-nucleotide messenger RNA. RefSeq names its product rabphilin 3A like (without C2 domains) (gene Rph3al). The record is from RefSeq and is a predicted model, not a curated record. Gene Ontology annotation, biological process: intracellular protein transport. The coding region runs from base 326 to 1228 and encodes 300 amino acids. NCBI's taxonomy places the organism in Eukaryota, Metazoa, Chordata, Mammalia, Rodentia, Muridae. The transcript has 9 exons. Gene Ontology annotation, molecular function: small GTPase binding.